GCAUCGCCAUGCUAUCUCAGGCUCUCAGCGCCAAGGAGACCUGAAGUCUCUGAGUUCCCCUUCUUUCAUUCGGCACUUCUCUCUUUCGAUUUCUCCUCCCCCCUACCUUUCCCCCAUUUUCUCUCUGUUCUUCCGGAUCUUAAAAGAGUAUGCAGAACUUGGACAAGAACUGCAGGGUUUGCAUGGAGUGGCAAGAGCAUUGCUACUGGAGCCACAUGGCCGAUGACCAGAAGCACUUCUUCAAGCCUAUGGUUGGGGACUUCACUGAAACCAUGAGCAUACCUGGAAGAUUCGCAAACAAUUUCAACGGCCACAUCUCGGAGGUCGUCAGCUUGAAGUCCCCAGGUGGCAAAACAUGGAGCAUUGGAGUAGGCAACAAUGCUAAUGACGAAGUAAUGCUCCAGUCUGGCUGGAAAGAGUUCGUCAGUGCUCACAGCAUCGAGGAAGGAGACUACCUGCUCUUCAAGUACAGCGGAGUGUCCUCCUUUGACGUCCUGAUUUUCGAUUCAAGCGGCUGCGAGAAAACAGCGCCCCAUUUUGCCCAAAACCAUGGGUGUGAAAGAAUCGAGGGUUCUGCGGGCGUCGAAGGAGCGCAGCUGGAGUUGGCAGUUCAGAGAAACACCAGCCGGAGCAUCCCCAACCCAUGCAAACGCAAACUUUGCCGUGAUAUUGAACAAGUUCGCUGCCAUGUCAAAGAUGACGAAGACGAUCUUGAGGUAGAUCAUGAGGGCGACACGCCGGCGGCCAAGACCGGAUACUACUUCUGCAAGAAUGGCCCGGUGAGCGCGUACCAUCUGACAGAGGAAGAGAGGGAGGAGAUAUCAAGCGUCCGGAUCCCGGCCCAGCCGACGAACCCGGUGUUCGUGCAGGUGAUGCACCCCAGCCAUGUCCGCGGCAAGAAAUCCGGCGUCGUGGCCAUUUCUUCAGAGUUUGCGGCGAAGUACCUGGGAGCGACCCGCGGGGAGAUCAUCCUCCAGAGGGUCGGCAGCAAGGGGAAGUGGCACGUCCGCUACAGCUGCAACAGGUUCAGCCGUGGCCUCGUCGGCCGCGGCUGGUGCGGCUUCGUCGGCGACAACGGCCUCCUCAACCACGACGUCUGCCUCUUCGAGCUGAUCAAGGGCAAGCAGCGCCCGACCAUGACCGUGCACGUCCUGCGCAAGGUGCGCGACCGCUUCGUCCUCCUGCGCUGAAGCUCGUGGCUCCUGCUUAUGGCUGGAGCCGAGCUGAGCUGAGCUCUGCUGCUGUGUGUCCGUGUGGUGCGUUUACCUUGUGUCUGGGAACUCUGAUGUCGCAUGAACCAUGAAAUCGUCUUCGUCUUUGGAGUGUGAUUAUGUAGAGCUGCAGCUCUCGUCUUUGUAUGGUAUGUUGAGCCAGUAUUGUUCCAA
Messenger RNA from Panicum virgatum (switchgrass), 1385 nucleotides. Its product is annotated as B3 domain-containing protein Os03g0622200-like. The record is from RefSeq and is a predicted model, not a curated record. The transcript is spliced from 4 exons. Gene Ontology annotation, molecular function: DNA binding. Bases 150 to 1190 code for a protein of 346 amino acids. Lineage: Eukaryota; Viridiplantae; Streptophyta; Magnoliopsida; Poales; Poaceae.